Messenger RNA from Polistes dominula (European paper wasp), 730 nucleotides. It is a transcript of the gene baf, whose product is annotated as barrier to autointegration factor. The record is from RefSeq and is a predicted model, not a curated record. Gene Ontology annotation, cellular component: condensed chromosome; nucleus. Gene Ontology annotation, biological process: chromosome organization. Lineage: Eukaryota; Metazoa; Arthropoda; Insecta; Hymenoptera; Vespidae. Gene Ontology annotation, molecular function: DNA binding.
UAUAGAAGUCCAUAGCAGUUAACCUCUUAGCGUGUAAUCGUUUCUGUAAUUUGCCAUUUAUAUUUAUUAAUUAUUGAUAAAGUUAUAAAAGUUGCAUAAUUCAAUAUUAAAUAUUGUAUAAAAAGUGUGUAUAUAAAAGAUUCCAUCAGUAUUUGAAUAGAAGAAGAAAGAAACAACGAUAGGAAUAAAAGGUUCAAAAUGUCUAGCACAUCACAGAAACAUAAAAAUUUUGUGGCCGAGCCUAUGGGAGAAAAACCAGUCACCGAUUUAGCUGGUGUUGGUGAAGUUCUUGGAAGAAGAUUGGAAGCGGCUGGUUUUGAUAAGGCAUACGUAGUACUUGGACAAUAUUUAGUUUUGAAGAAAAAUAAAGAGCUAUUUCAAGAGUGGAUGAAAGACGCUUGUUCGGCUAAUGCAAAACAAUCAAAUGACUGUUAUCAGUGUCUUACAGAUUGGUGCGAAGAAUUCUUGUAAAUUAUUAAGAUAAUUGGAUAUUUUUAAAAUAUUAAUGUUAUAUGUGAAGAGUACAUUAACAUCGAAGAAUAUUUUCUAACUUAGCGUGUAGAACUCUUUUAACAUAUAUUACGAUGCUCUUUAUAUUUUUGCAGAAAAUAGAUAAAGGUUUUAAAAAGCCACUAUUUUAUACUUCGUACUUUUAUUAUUGACAUUUAAAAAAAAAUGUAUAAAUAUAUGAAAAUAUUUUUAUCAAUUUGUCUAAAAAAAAAAAAAAAAA